UACAUCCUGCUUUAAACCCUUUUAGGGAUCUGUUAAGGAGUUCUGACUUAUAUUUUAUCGGUGUGGAUUAUUCAGUACAUAGUGACAUUAUCUGGCGAAAACCCUUUUAGGGAUCUGUUAAGGAGUUCUGACUUACAUUUUAUCGGUGUGGAUUAUUCAGUACAUAGUUACAUUAUAUGGCGACGAGGAGAAAAACGAUGUGAAUUUUUGGAUGUUACGUAUUUUGAUGAUACUGGAAUGUUGCGACUUAGUGUAUUUGGAAUUAUCAGAGUGAUCUACAUAUGAGUUGCAGUAUAGUUUCGAGCAAAUGGAAUAUUGAGAAUUUAUCUAUCAUGGAAUAAUUAGCGCUCAUAUGAUAUAUAAGCGUAUAGAUUUUUCUCAUUGUGUACGGAAUGGAUGAUUAUUAUGUUCGUAUCAAUCAUCAUUAUUAUUUCUAGAGAUUAUUGUAGGCUCGGUAGAGCAGUCGAGAAGAUAAGAUAAAUACCAUAGUAGAAAUAAUUUGUACACAUUAUUAUUGGGAGAUGAUUUGUUGAAGAUUGUAAAAUAGAUACUGAUCGUUCAUUGAUCCGGACACAAAUAUUGGUUGAAGUAUUACCCGCUGCUGAAUUCAACAGUUUUUUUUUCAGUGUCACUGUAGACAAAUGGCGUUAAAAGUCAGGAAUACUAAUGUAUCAAUAGUUGACAUUGCAUAAAUACAAUUAUAAUUAUAAAAAUAAUUACAUUUCAAAAUUGGUUUGGACUGAAAAAUUGGUUCUUUAAUAUAAGUGGAGAUAUUUCGUUCUGUCUGCUCUGAGCAUGGAUGUAAUAUGACCAUAUGAAUUGAAUGAAUUUGUGAUAUCUACACUAUUUAAUUAUUUAAUUGAUCGAUGUUAAAAGUUCACUGUGAAGGAGUGCAGCGAUAAUCAUUUAUAAUGACCGAUUGUUCUCAAGUAAACUGGACAUACUUAAUAUUCCUACAUGGAUUAAAAGCGGAUUAAGUCUAGUGUACCAGCUUAUAUAAAUCUGAAAUUUUAAGGAAAGAAACAAAACAUGGAUUACUUUACAUAAUGUGGCAAUAAAAUAUCAAGAACGACGUGAGGAACGUGAAUAAAUCUUGCAGUCUGAGGAAUAAAUUUAAAAUGACAUUGUUCCUUCUAUAAUCGUUGUGUUUUAAAAUUUAUGAAGUCUUUAAAAUAACAGGGAAAUUAUUCACUUGUGCAGUGGAAUAUAUAUGUUGCAUGAUGGUUUUAUUUAAAUUCAUCAAGGAAAUGAAAUAAUAUCGCCAGUGAGGAAAUAUAUAGUUUUGCGCUUGUGUAUUAUAAGUGUAAGGGGCGUAGGGUACGAUGCUGCUGCUGGGAUCCGAUGUGGAGACCCGACGAGGGUCUGUGCCCACUAAUGGACUUGUCGACGAAGACAAUGGAGUUGAGGGAAGAUGCAUGAUGGAGAAUGGUGUUGCCGGGGACAGCGAUCUGGUGUCCGGCCUGUUUGACCAGUUCUGUCACGCCUCAACAUGUCGCGCCAUCAUCACUGCCUUCCAGGCCCUGACAGACCAUGUUGGGCUUACGCACGCGGACCACCGGAACUUCUACCGGAAGUUGCGGGCCCGAAUCAACACAUGGAAGGCCCACGCCUUGUGGGUGAAGAUGGACAAGCGGGCCAGCCACAAGGAAUACAAGCGAGGAGAAGCCUGUGCAAACACAAAGGUCAUUAUAAUAGGAGGAGGGAUAUGUGGUCUCCGUUGUGCCAUAGAGAUGGCGUUGCUAGGGGCACGCACGGUCGUCAUGGAGAAACGCGACAGGUUCUCCCGUAACAACGUCCUCCAUCUUUGGCCCUUCCUCAUUGUGGACCUGAAAAACCUCGGCGCCAAGAAAUUCUACGGGAAGUUUUGUGCUGGAGCAAUAGAUCAUAUUAGUAUUCGACAACUGCAGUGCAUUCUGCUGAAGGUGGCACUCCUGGUUGGUGUGGAAGUUCAUCUCAACGUUAGUUUCCUUGAUGUCAUCGAACCAUCAGACAAAAGUACGGGGUGGCGAGUAAAGUUGGAGCCGGAGGACCAUCCGCUGUCAGAGUACGAGUUUGAUGUCCUCAUCGGUGCGGACGGGAAGAGAAACACUCUUCAAGGCUUUAAACGGAAGGAGUUUCGUGGAAAACUAGCCAUAGCUAUCACUGCCAACUUCAUCAACCGGAACUCGCAAGCCGAAGCCAGGGUAGAGGAAAUAUCAGGGGUGGCGUUCAUCUUUAACCAGAAGUUCUUCAAGGACCUCAAUGCGGAAUGUGGGAUAGACCUUGAGAAUAUCGUGUAUUACAAGGAUGAGACCCACUACUUUGUCAUGACGGCUAAAAAGCAGAGUCUACUAGAGAAGGGCGUUCUUAAAAGGGAUUAUGUGGACACAGCCUCCCUGCUGGCUAAGGACAAUGUGAACCAAGACACCCUUGAGAGUUACGCCCGUGAGGCUGCGGACUUUUGCACCAAGCACAAGAUGCCUCAUCUUGACUUCGCUGUCAACCACUUUGGUCGCCCAGACAUCUCCAUGUUCGACUUUACAUCACUGUUCCAGGCAGAAAACUCUUGCCGGGUAAUGGAACGGCAUGGCAAGAAGCUUCUUACGAUGUUGGUCGGUGACAGUCUGCUCGAGCCCUUCUGGCCAACUGGUUCUGGCUGUGCCCGUGGUUUUUUGGGAGCGUUCGACGGUGCGUGGAUGGUGAAGCAAUGGUCAUCAGGCAAGAUGACACCCCUCCAGGUGAUUGCUGAGCGGGAGUCUGUUUACCAGCAACUGUCUCAGACAACACCCGAGAACCUCAGGCAGAACCACUCACAAUUUACUCUUGACCCUGCCUCCAGGUAUACAAAUUUGAAGGCUAAGUGGCUUAAGGCGAAGCAGGUUCAACAUUUAUAUGACACGGGCGACAACACGCUUAAGGAUGAACUUAUCGAGAUACCAAAGCCCAAACCUGGUGAAAUAGUGGACACAUACAGCUUGUUGCGGUGGUGUCAGAAGAUUGUGAACGUUGACCGGUACCGCUGCGUUAACGUGACCGAUUUCUCAACCUCCUGGCGAUCUGGGAUGGCCUUCUGUGCCCUCAUGCACUUUCUCAAGUCUGAAGCCAUUGACUAUGACAGUCUAGAUGAAGCAGACGUGGUUGGUAACAACCAGCUAGCAUUCGAUGUCGCCCAGCGAGAGUUCUCCAUCACACCAGUGUUGACUGGGGAGGACAUGGCCGCAUGUGAACGGCCAGACAAACUGACCAUCGUCUCUUAUCUCACACAGUUGUACGACCAUUUCAAGAAGCAGAGGCCACCCAGUGAAGAGUUCUUAAACAGUAGCUGGGAGGAGAGUCGCAAACACCGGUCCCCAGCUCACAAGAUCUCAAUCCUCCAGAAGCUUAGAUCCUCGCGUGUAAGCCUUUCCAAGCUCAAGAAGUCCAUCAAGCGUGAACAUGACGACGUCGAGAGGCAUAAUAAUGUGAAUAACAGUUGCCAUGGCAACGGCAAGGUGGAGAAAAUUGGCAAGGUCAACAGUGUGUUCACGAAUCCGAAUUAUCAGGCUAGGGACGUCAGUAAUGGUAAUGUUGAGCUUACCCGGUUCAGUAAGGUUCAGAUAGACAAGUUGCCGAUCGCCAAGAUCAAUGAUCGCCUCUACGAGGGUAACGCCAAACAUGAUGAUCCUUACCAUCGCACCAAGGAUAGCAUGCAGAAAUUGCCCAUGGACGAGAUUACAAAUCGCCUUACGACAGAGAAAGCGGACGAGUUAAAGGCGAUAAAGAUGCGCGAGCAGAUGAUGCCGGUGGUCAAGGUCAGCAAAAUGGCUGAACUUCUCGUGUCCAAAUUUAAGAAGAACUCUGAUGAGCCUCCCCCGGAACCCCUCACUAGAAGAGUGAAGGGUCAGCCUAUGAUGGUAGCGUCCCAGCCGGCCAGUGAGUUCUGUUUCUUCUGUAAGAAGCGUGUGUACAUCAUGGAGCGAAUGUCUGCCGAGAAUGUCUUCUUCCACAGUCAGUGCUUCAAGUGUGACUUCUGUGGCGUUGUGCUUCGAACCAAUACAUACUCUGUUGAUAAAACCUCUUAUGGUGAUGCUACGAGGUUUUUCUGUCAGAGACACGCCCUGCCCCAGAUGCGAUGGGGAAAGCCAGCGAGGAAGAGGGUGGCUGAAGAUGCCCCCGACAUGGUAUCUAACAAGAUGGCUGUCGCCGAUACCACUAAUAUUGGGCCGCCACCUUCCAAACAGCCCUCCAUGCCUGCGUCCACCAAGAAAAUACCAGACAUGCUCUCCCCAGUGAAGAACAUAGAUGAUCUUGCGGAGAGCUUGAAGACUCCAGAGCGCGUGGAGUUUGAGCUGGAGGGCUUGGAAGAGGAGACGGAGGAAGAACAAUGGGAACACAACAUGAGUAUGUCCUUGUGUCAUGAUGAGGAUCUCGGUGUGGAAGACUUGGACCAGGAUGAAGACUCUGACUCUGACUUAGAGGAGUUACUUUCAGAAAUGGAUGAGAUGGAUUAUGAGGAAGUGUCUCAGCUACUACAUGUUUGGUCUGAGGACGAGGACUUCCAGGAAGCAGUGGAUCUGUACACGUCUGGCCGGCUAGAGGAGUCACUCCACCUUGCCAAGGAGAGCCUGCGACGAUCCACGGAGGACCUGCUGGUUGGAGAGGCGGACGGAUACAUGCGACUUGAGGAAGGCGAGGAUACUGAGGUCGAUGAGUAUGAAGGUGAGACAGAUACUGAUGAUUCAGACACGGAGAUGGAGGAAGAUACAAUGGAGCCGCCCAGCCAGCAAGCCCGGACCGAGCCCGUAGCAUCUGACAAUGCCAAGUCUAUCUCUGAGCCCAGUAACAGCAUCAGCGUCUCUAAAAGCAAGAGCACUAACAUGUCAGAUGUUCCUAAGCCCGUCACGAGUGCCCGCAGCCCGGGCCAGUCGGCCUCCCAGGCAAAGAAAAAUUUCUUCGACACUCCUCCGGAACCACUCAGACUGGACCCAUUUAAAAUGUUUGGUAUGGAGAGAAAGAAUCCUGUCAAAGAGGAAGCAGUCGUGAAUAAAGAGAUUGAGCUUAACACUGGGGUCGGGGAAAUGGAGUCGGAUGAAGUCACUGAUUCACAGGUGAACUCUGGUGAGCUGGACAAAGCUGGGAGGACAGGGACUCCAUGUACAGAGGACGAGGCAGACGAAGCAUUUGUAUCGGCUGAAUUCGGUGAUGAUGAAAAAGUGGCAGUCAGUCGGGCGAUGGAACAGCUGCUUGUGGACAUGGAUCAUCGGUCAGAAUCAGUCAGUGACUCCGGGGACGUACUGCAUGCCAAUAGUGAAGAGGAGGAGGGUGACGAUGAUGUGUUCCGGGCUUACAGACAACACCUUGAGUCUCGAGAUUCUAUGGGGUCUCUGUCUGGCAGUGAGGGUCCUGCAAGCUCGCACUCUAAGCACUCAUUGGCCAGCAGUAACCUUGAUUCCAAGUCAUCCUCCAGCGUGGAUAGGCUUAAAUCUGACUCGGACAGUCUCAAAGGAGGCUCUCUGUUGUCUAAGAAAAGUGUAAAUAAUGUGGACUCUACUAGUGAAUUUGGAGCUACAGAAAAAUCUGUGUUAAGAAGUGUUAAGGACAUGAGUGAUAAUUCUAACUCUACUUUAGGGUCUGGUGAGACCACAUUGCAGGUGUUAAGAAGUGUUAAUGAGAUUAAAAGUGGUGACGAUGAAAAGGUUGAAAGGUGUAUACAAUACCUUGACGAUAGAUUUGUGACAAAACGUGGUCGCGGAGGCUCGGGAGCACACGAGAGUAGAUCUGAGAAAUCCAGCAGUUUACGUAGGUCUGGUAGCUCAGACAGCUUUACCAUUUCCACACCUAGUCAUUCAUCAAACCAUACCUCUAACAGUUCACUUGGGGAGGAGUUUGAACAAAAUAAAAACUUCCUAGCUGCAAAUGGGAGCGAGGAUGAGAGGCCGGACUCUCAGAUGAUGGAGGAUUAUAACACAACAAUGAGCCAGGUUUUGGAUGAGGAAGAGUUGUCUCCCAUGGAAGUUGCCCCGCAAGGGGUGGAGGACUUAGACCAAACCUUGCACGCUGAGGAUGUGGAGGCCGCCUCACCCAGCCUGGAAUACUUGUCGCCCAGGUCGGAGCUCGGUGAUCAGUCAGAUAGGAGUGAAUAUCAAUCGCCCAGGUCAGACCGAGCCAGUAGUGUGUACGCUACACCAGACACCAGCCUCACGGAAGAAGUUAUUGUACAACAGGUGAUUGACACUGUCUCUGAAUCUGUGAAAAAUGACACAAGCAACAGUGGUACUAAGAGAAAAUCUAGUACGCCAAAAGGAAAUUCGUCUAAAAAAAGUGCCAAAUCAGAAUCAUCAAAGUCUAGUAUACUUGGAUUUAGUGUGAAAAAGAAGAAAUCAGACACUGUAAAGUCACCUAAGGUGAUUAAAUCAGAGGUAGUUAACACACCUGUAAUGCCUGUUAAGUCUAAGACUAUCAUACGGCCCUACAGCCACCGGUCUCGCGAGGGCUCGGUAGAAUGCAAUCCCCUUGAAAAGGAUGCUUGGGGAGAUUCAAGCUCCUGUGGUAGUCUCAACUCCGCAGAUGCCUCCCAGAAGUCAUGGAGGCCGCUCCCUCCCCUGCCAACAGAGUCUUUAGAAUCUCCUAAACAGUCAAAGACUGUCAAAAAUGGGGCAGGCAGAAAACUGCCUGACCUGGGUCAAACCAAAUCACCAGUUGUGUUUCAAAGUAACUUUAUGAAAAAAGCUUACAAUUCUAAUACUGACUCCGGUGGGGAUUCAAGUGGUCAGUCUGUGUCUCCAACACCUGUGAUAACCAGUCAACCCAGACCUCUUCCCCCUAGGCCUGUGGUGAACCAGUCUGGUGCAGUGAAUAAGAACAGUGAACAAUUUAAACCAGUCCAGAGUAGUGAAUUGUUAUCUAGUGGUACAAGAACUAAAAUUAGUGUUGAUUAUUCUAAAUUAACUACAAAUAAAGAAAGUGACAGUGAAAACGACAAAAAGAAGAAAAGGAUACCAGUCGCUGCAGCUUUAAAGAAAUCUAUAAAACCAACUUUGUCUAAUAGUAGUGCAACCAAUGAAAAGAGGGGGGAACAGUCAGAUGACAUUCCUUUUGCAGACGACAGUGAGAACGAUGUUCCAGAAGAAAGGUUUUUCACUCCAUCUACGUCUGUAAAACCUAAACUUAAGAUAAACAGGAAAGAGGGCGAGAAGUGUGAUGCAAGGAAGAGGAUCUUGCCCAUCCCGCCUCAGACUAGCCCCACUGUGCUGGACUCUGAAAAGAUCAGGGACAUACGCAGGGUGGAGAUGGACAAAGCUCGAGAGGAUGCUCGCCAGAGGGCACGACUUAAGAGCGACGAAGAGCUGGGCCUGAGGGAAACUCCAUUAAAGUACAAGAGGGGCAUUAGCACAGAGUCCUCCCAGAGUCCAUAUCCCAGUACAUCAGAUAGAGUCUCAGAAAGUGAUGAUGUGAAGACUCCUCUGCCUAGAUUGCAGGUUUCAUUUACACCUAACAUUCCUGAGUCGAACGGCACCCCAAAACAUAGUAAAACCAAAAAGAAGAAAAAGAGCAAAAGCAGGGAAGGUAGUACGUCGUCUGUUGAGUUCUUGGAUAGUGAGGUUAAGAAAGAGAACAAGAAGAAACGCUCACUUCUUGCCUCAAUUUUGUCCGGUGUUAAAACCCCAACCACGGACAAACAGCGAGAUCGAGAUGGAUCGUCUUCGAAUGACACACUAGAAGAGAAAUCAACGAAGAAAAAGAAGACCAAAACACCAAAAUCAGAAAAAAAGAAAAAGGACAAGAAGAGGAAGACGGCGUCAGUGGAUGACAGCCUGCUGUCUGAUAACAUGCGAGAGCUGAAGAUUGGCUCUGUGUUCUCGGAGAAGACAGGCAGGCGGCCAGCAUUCCGUACCAAGAUCUCCCCACCUAAGGCUUCUGUGGAUGACUUCACAGACUCGGAUGAGGAGAUGGCUGGUCUUGCUGCCAGUUGUACGUCCCUCAAUGACAGUUACCGCAGGAUUAAAUCUGACCACGGCCCACUGUCUGAGGAAGAGCUGAAUGCCCGAAUCACUCGCAAGAUCCAGCACGCGGCCCGCAAACAGCAGAAGCAACAGGAGCAGAAACGCCUACGACAGGCUCAGGAAAUACAAAGGAAACUACAGGAAGUAGAUGUAAAGCAGCGUGAGCUCGAAGAGAAAGGUGUGAACGUGGAGCGGGCGCUCCGAGGGGAGGGUCCAGAGGGUGGACGCAAUGAAACUGAGCUUAUGCAGGAGUGGUUUAACCUAGUGCACGAUAAAAAUGCCCUCGUCAGACUCGAAUCAGAACUCAUGGUCAGUGCCCGAGAGCUGGAGUUGGAGGACAGACAAGGGAGAUUACAGCAUCAAUUGCGGGAGAGCAUGUCCCUCGAUGGUCUAGAUUAUGAUGAUAUAGACAAUGACGAUGUAUUUGAAGAACCUAGCCAAGUGAGAAUUGGAAAACUUUGGGCUUCAAUACGGAGAUAUGACUCUCUAAAGUCCCCUCUGCAACGAGAGAGAGAACAGCGCAUUUACAACGAGCUCAUCGACGUGGUCGAGGAGCGGGACAAACUGGUCGCCAUGCUGGAGGAUGAACGCCUCAGAGAGCAAGAAGAAGACGCAGACCUAGAGACCGUGAUGCGAGCGAAAGGCUUCUCCCUCUCUCCGACAUCCGGCUCUAAAAUUCUCCGCAAACGUGCUACAAAGUCGCAAGCCUGAUUUCCAGAUGUAGUUUCAAGAGAUGAUGUUGCGAGCGAAAGGUUUCACCCUCUCUGACAUCCGGCUCUAAAAUUCUCUGUCAACGUGCUAUGAAUUCGUAAGCCUGAUUUCCAGAUAUAGUGUUAAGAGAUGGUGUUAUGAACAAAACAAAAGGAUUCCACCUCUCACCGCAAUCUGGAUCCAAAAUUCUCCAUAGACAUGCUACCAACUAGUAAGCCUAACUUCCUGAUGUAUGAUGUGAGCAAAAGGAUUCUCUUUAUCACCAACAUCCGGCUUUAAUUCUUCAUAACCGUGCUACCUGGUCACAAGCCUGACUUUCAGAUGUAAGAUGUGAAAAGAUUCCCCCUAUCUUCGACAUCUGGCUUUGAAAUUAUCCGUAAACAUACUUCCAUGGAGCAAGUCUGAUUUUCUGAUGCUUGAUACGAGCAGAAGGAUUCUCCCUAACUCCCAUAUCAGGCUCCAAAAUUCUCUGUAGACGUGCUACCGAGUUGCAAGCUUGAUUUUCAGAUGGAGAGGUUUUAACGAAUAAUUUCCAUCAGCUCCUUUAUUUAAUGUUACUUAGAACUACAUGUGUUUGACUUGUACCUCGAUGCACUACUUCAUCCGAUGUACAAACACGUUGGGCAUUUAGUCACAGUGUGGCACUGGCUUUUGCUGUUUUCAUAUGCAUAUAUUUACUGUCUUUCCCUAAAAAAUCCAUGAUAUAUUGAUUAUUAAUUUAUUUAUUCUUUGAAUUGUUCAAUGAAAUCACAUGUGUUGUGUUUUAUCAACAAAUUAGCAAUAAACCUGUAAUAUACAUAUUAUAUAUUAAAUAUACAGGGAUUGUUGAAUAAAAAAAGGAAUACAGUUACCGGUAAAUGGGAAAUAAUUAAAUAUAUGAAUCUCCAUUAACAAUUUCUAUUCAUGUAAUAGAAAAUUUGAAGAAAAUUAAAAGAAAACUAAUUUUUGUUUGCCUUUCUUGUCAAAUAUAGUGUUUCGUGCUUUACCAAAUAAUGUUAAGUGUUGUGAAAAAACUUGAAAGAAAUGUGCUUCUUCGCUUCGUGCCUUUUUGUUCAUAAGAUGCCAUUUUUGUUUUUCGAAUAUGACGUUAGUAGUGGUUUCAGUUAAGAAAUGAACAUUAAACCAGUUUUCUGUCAACACUUGUCUUCAAGAUUUGUAUCCAUUCUGUUCUCAUUCAAGAAUACAAUUAUACAUUCUGCUGUGUACUGUAAUAUCACUCCUACGCGCAGGUUACCGAAUGUAGAAAAAUCAGCAAAUUAUACAUUCUGCUGUGUACUGUAAUAUCACUCCUACGCGCAGGGUACCGAAUGUAGAAAAAUCAGCAUUCUACCGGUAUGUGCUUAACAAAUAUUGCUCUCCCUGAGCCAAUAUAUGACCACUGUGUGCAUGAGUGAUAUCAAUUACAUGCAACGUAUUCUCUUCUUAUGAUUAAUUACUGGAGAAUGGUUUAAUUUUGUGAGGGCUUUCACGAUUUGUUAAAUUCAGCCAAUUUUGUGAAGUUAACAAUUCGUGACACAAUUGUCUGUAGAUAAAUAUUACGCUAGGAUUUUAAUUCAUAACUGAUCUAUUUCUGAAAAUGGUGAAUAUUAAGCCCCUGCGAAAUUAAGCCAAUAUUCCUUAUUUUGGGAUUGUGUAUAUUGUACAUUAUUUAUGAUAUUAUUUAAUUAAAGAGUACAUGUGAUGUGUUAAAUUAACGCUGAACAAUAUGGAGGUUGGACAUGAGAAGUAUUACUCAGUUCAUUUUGAUAUCUAUCAUUAUGAAACCUUGUUGACAUAAAUAAGGUUGUGAUCAAAUAGAAAUAAAUGUGAAUUUAUCAA
Messenger RNA from Mya arenaria, 10490 nucleotides. Its product is annotated as protein-methionine sulfoxide oxidase mical3b-like. Lineage: Eukaryota; Metazoa; Mollusca; Bivalvia; Myida; Myidae. The transcript has 28 exons. Gene Ontology annotation, molecular function: protein binding. The record is from RefSeq and is a predicted model, not a curated record. Bases 1323 to 8672 code for a protein of 2449 amino acids.